AUGAAGUUCAACAAAGGGAAAAGCAAAGUCCUCUCCCAAGCACCAGCACAAGCUGGGAACCGCAGGCUAGAGGGCAGCUUUUUGAAGAAGGACCUGGUGGACAAGAAGUUACAUCUGAGCCAGCAAUGCGCCCUUGUGGCUAGGAAGGCAAACGGCAGGAAGAGUGUCCAGCAGGGCCAAGGCACAUCAAGAUUACCAACUUUCGCAGUGCAAAAGAAAAGCUACAUUUAAGGCACAUCGGAUUUCCUGGGAAUUGGUCAUUUUACUACUUGAUAUGUUAUACAGAAGAGCCUUCCCUCUCUGCAUGUGUCCAGCUACGACACAGACAGUGAUCUGGCAGAACUGGUGGACCCAAAGUGGCCAGCUCCAGGAUCUGAAUGGUUAUACUCUGUGCCUUGGGGAGUCAGACGAUUACUCAACUUCAUUAAGACACAGUAUGGGAACCCUCUCAUUUAUGUGACAGAGAAUGGAGUUUCUGAAAAGGUACAGUGUACUCAACUGUAUGAUGAAUGGCGGAUAGAAUAUCUGAAAGGAUAUAUUAAUGAAAUACUGAAAGCUAUAAAUGAUGGCGUCAGUAUCAAAGGUUAUAUGGCCUGGUCUCUGCUGGAUAAAUUUGAAUGGAACAAAGGUUUCUCUGAGAGAUUUGGAUUUCACCACGUUGAUUUUAAAAACAAGAACAAACCACAAUAUCAGGCAUCUGUCGAGUAUUAUAAAAAGAUCAUCAGUGCAAAUGGAUUCCCAAAUCCAAGAGAGGUGGAAAGUUGGUAUCAGAAGGCAAUGGACACUUGCUCUAUCACAAACCAACUCCUUGCUGCAGAUCCCUUGAUUACUCACAUGGAAAUGGUGACAGAGAUUGUGGUUCCUAUAGUUUUCACACUCUGCAUACUUAUCAGUGCUGUCCUACUAAUGUUUGUCCUUCAAAAUCAUAGCUAA
Dromaius novaehollandiae (emu) is the source of this 933-nucleotide messenger RNA. RefSeq names its product lactase like (gene LCTL). Gene Ontology annotation, biological process: carbohydrate metabolic process. Gene Ontology annotation, molecular function: beta-glucosidase activity. Lineage: Eukaryota; Metazoa; Chordata; Aves; Casuariiformes; Dromaiidae. The record is from RefSeq and is a predicted model, not a curated record.